Messenger RNA from Pundamilia nyererei, 2459 nucleotides. It is a transcript of the gene cercam, whose product is annotated as cerebral endothelial cell adhesion molecule. Bases 183 to 1958 code for a protein of 591 amino acids. The transcript is spliced from 12 exons. Lineage: Eukaryota; Metazoa; Chordata; Actinopteri; Cichliformes; Cichlidae. The record is from RefSeq and is a predicted model, not a curated record.
AUAUAACCCUCUCUGGCUUUAGGAUUGGGUUUGCAUUUCUCUUCAGAAGGGGCCAGCUUGUACAUGAAGAAAGGGGUUGAACAUUUGGGAAAGCCCUUUUUUCUUGGACUGCUGACGCGUACCGCGGCUACGUGCUGCUCCGGAGCCCCGCGGAUUACUUUCCAACUUUAACAGCCUCCACCAUGAUACUUCACUUUCUAGCUUUGGGGGCCUUUGUUUUUCAGACUGAAUGUUACUUUUCGGAGGAGAAGUAUCCAGAGGAGUCGAAAAUGCAGCCUCCAACCGUGGUUAUCGCUAUCAUAGCGAGAAAUACCGGUCACUCCCUGCCAUACUACCUCGGAGCUCUGGAGAGACUCAACUACCCCAAAGAUCGCAUCUCUGUGUGGGCAGCCACGGAUCACAACACAGAUAACACCACAGCCAUACUGAAGGAGUGGCUGACUGUCAUGCAGAAAUAUUACCAUUAUGUUGAGUGGAGACCAAUGGACAAGCCAACGUCCUAUGCUGGAGAGCUGGGUCCUAAGCAUUGGCCCAACAGCAGAUACGAAUAUGUGAUGAAGCUGAAACAAGCAGCGCUCAACUUUGCCAGGAAACGCUGGGCUGAUUAUAUCUUGUACGCAGACACGGACAAUAUCCUCACAAAUCCAGAAUCCCUCAACCUGCUGAUAGCAGAAAACAAGUCAGUCAUCGCUCCUAUGUUAGAUUCUCCGGGGGCGUACUCUAACUACUGGUGUGGUAUUACUCCACAGGGAUAUUAUCGUCGAACAGCAGAGUACUUCCCCACCCGUCAUCGUCACCGAGUGGGCUGCUUCCCUGUGCCUAUGGUCCACAGCACCCUGCUGCUGGAUUUGAGGAAGGAGGGCAUGAAAAAACUUGCUUUCUAUCCUCCUCAUGAGGACUACUCGUGGCCCUACGACGACAUUAUUGUUUUUGCCUUCUCCUGUCGGGCUGCAGAGAUACAGAUGUACCUGUGCAACAAGGAGCGCUACGGCUACCUGAACGUUCCAGCCAAACCGCACUACACCUUAGAAGACGAUCGUCUCAACUUUGUCCAUGUUCACCUUGAGUCUAUGAUCGACGGGCCACCCAUGUAUCCUUCCCGUUUCAUCCACAUGUUUCCAAAACAGAGAGACCUCCUGGGAUUUGAUGAGAUUUAUCUGAUUAACCUGCGACGGCGUGCUGACCGCAGAGACAGGAUGUUGUUCUCUCUAAACGAGCUUGAGAUUGACGUCAAAGUGGUCGAUGCCGUGGAUGGAAAUGCACUGAACAGCAGUGACAUUAAGAUUUUGGGUGUCGACCUGCUGCCAGGAUACUAUGACCCAUUCUCUGGACGCACUCUGACCAAAGGAGAAGUGGGCUGCUUCCUCAGUCACUAUUACAUCUGGAAGGAGAUGGUGGACAUGCAGAUGGAUAAGGCCCUGGUCUUUGAAGACGAUGUUCGCUUUCAGGCCAACUUCAAGCGGCGAAUACUCAAAAUGAUGCAGGAUGUGGAGCAGGUGGAGCUGGACUGGGACAUCAUAUACUUGGGCAGGAAGCAGGUGAAUCCUGGAAAGGAGGAGCCAGUGGAGAACGUUCGUAACUUGGUGAUGGCCGACUACUCGUAUUGGACUCUGUCCUACGCCAUCUCCCUACAGGGAGCCCAGAAACUCCUCAAUGCUGAGCCACUUUCCAAGAUGCUGCCUGUUGAUGAAUUCCUCCCCAUUAUGUACGACAAACAUCCGAACGAGGACUACAAAUCCCACUUCCCCAAUAGAAACUUACAAGCCUUCAGUGCGCACCCCCUCCUGGUCCAGCCGUGUCACUACGCCGGUGAUCCCCAGUGGGUGAGCGACACAGAGACGUCGACCCUGUGGGAUGAUGACUCUGUGAGGACUGAUUGGAGGGGCUCCCACAAGACCCUGAAAGGGGCUGCCCCGGCACCCGAGAUGCUGUCAGUCGCCUACAGGGAUGAACUUUAGUGCAGCACAAAUGUAGCUGAGGAGAAUCUGCAGGUCCACAGGCCAUGAGGUCAGAGAGACUGUUACUGAGGAGAGAGUGAUUCUUUCACUCCACCUUGUGUCAUAAAACUGACAUGCUCAGUGUCAUUUAACCUGAGCUUCUUAGAUAGGAGGCAACAACAUAAGAUAUGGUGUUCGUUUCGGCUUUGUGUAAAGACAUGCACAGUUGUCUCGGUGUAAUAAAUGCGUCAACCUGCACAAUAGAUUUUUCUCAAACAACCCCAUGUUUAGAGUGUUUAUCCUUCUAUGUGCUUUUCUUUUACUUUGCUCAGUCAUCUAGUUUAGUUGCUUCAUUUAGAGCGUUAAUUCAUUCUGUAUGGUUCGUGUCAACCUGUUUAAAUGUACUCCUGUGAUAGUGCGUAAUCUGUUGAUCAUAUUCUAACCGAGGGUUCAGUAAUUGCACUGUUAACAACUCCUGGCAAGUCUGGAAAAAAAAGUCUGAAAUGUAUUGGCUAUUGUUUU